AUUGUCAAAUCCAUUACACCAUUUUUUUUUUAUUUAAAUAAAAAAAUUAUGCUUAUUUGAUCACAUAACAUUCUUAAUUCCCAGAUUGGGGAAAUAUUUGAUUAUUUCUUAAUUAAACUCUUUGAUAUUUAUACAAAACAAACCCUCAAGGUCGUAUCUAGUCAAGAUGGAGGACGAGAUGAUUUCGCUAUGUAACAUUAUGCCAGUGGAGCUUGCAAUCAAAAGGGAGAUGGAGUAUCGUAAGAAGAUGGAAGCAUUAAAUAGCCGAAAUCAAAAUGAGUUGGCACCUCUCAUGCUCGCACAGGUGCCGGUUUCUGAAAGCCAGACACUGGUUGACCGAAAGCGAAAAGUAGAACCUUGCAAUGCACAAUGUUCUCGGAGGUUACUAUCUUCUCCAAGGUUCGUUUGUGUGUUGUGCCGUAUUGCCUUUGCUAAUGUGUUCCAUUUAAAGAGGCAUGGUGAAACUUCUGCACAUAGAACUGCAGUUGGCCUGUUGAAGAAUAGGGGUGUAAAUGUAAGUAAUCCGUUCUUAUGUGAGCUUUGUGAUAUUCUAUGUUCUUCUGGCCAAGUAAUGGAGUUUCAUGUUGCCGGGCUAAAGCAUGCUGCAUAUUUUCAAGAGUUUGAAGCUGCAAAAAGGGCUAGAAUUCAACUAAAUCUGGCUUCAAGUUCCAUCUGGCUCCAAUGAGCAGUUAAGCUGUGUUGUUUUUGAGAACUGGGUGCCCAUUUUGCCUGUUGGAAUGGUGAUUUGGAUACACCAUCAUGCUAAUGACUUGUAAUAUAUGUAAAAGCUGUAUCUUAUUAUGUGUUUGUCCAGGUCUUUUGUAAUGACUUGUUACUUGGAAAAAUGAUUGCUUUUCCCUUUUUGUUAAACCCGAUCUGGGAAUGUAAAACGUUCAUCUUUGGUCAACAUCUUUUUACAUCA
This is a messenger RNA of Erigeron canadensis, 922 nucleotides long. RefSeq names its product zinc finger RNA-binding protein-like. Gene Ontology annotation, molecular function: nucleic acid binding; zinc ion binding. The record is from RefSeq and is a predicted model, not a curated record. The transcript is spliced from 3 exons. Bases 167 to 685 code for a protein of 172 amino acids. Lineage: Eukaryota; Viridiplantae; Streptophyta; Magnoliopsida; Asterales; Asteraceae.